This is a messenger RNA of Prunus persica (peach), 1350 nucleotides long. RefSeq lists its product as uncharacterized. The record is from RefSeq and is a predicted model, not a curated record. The transcript has a single exon. Lineage: Eukaryota; Viridiplantae; Streptophyta; Magnoliopsida; Rosales; Rosaceae. Bases 1 to 1350 code for a protein of 449 amino acids.
AUGGUCCAGACCAGAUCAGGAACUACACAGAUUGUACAAUUUGAUCCAGAACCAGAGCGCACACUGCAUAGACAGCGGAGAGAAGUUACUUGGGCUUGGGACUGUUCACUGCAGGGCACUUUUCUGCAGGAUCUGUUUGCAAACGAGAGUAACAUGGCGUUAGAAUUACCUGCGGCAGGUAGACCACUCAGGGAGUCAUUGGAAGCCCGUGCCACUGAUGUUCCCAAUUGCAUUGUGUAUCCUGAACAAGAAGAGGGUGAUUCGUUCGAGAUCAGGCACCAUAUGCUUGAAAUUCUACCUACUUUUCGGGGAUUGCCUAAUGAAGAUGCAAACAUACAUAUUGCAAAAUUUAUUGUGGGUUGCAAGAAUAUUUUGAUUAGGGGUUUUUCUGCUGAGGCUAUUAAGUUACGUCUUUUCCCUUUCACUUUGAAGGACAAGGCAGAAACUUGGUUAUUCACUCUACCAGCUAAUAGCAUUACUACUUGGCAGCAGUUACACACAAAAUUCCUGAACAAAUAUUAUCCAGCAUCCAAGACAUUGAAUUACAAGAGGGAGAUUUUGACAUUCACACAGAAGCCUAAUGAAGAGUUUCAUGAAGCGUGGGAGAGAUAUACAAAGAUGUACAUAAAGUGUCCACAUGUUAAAAUUGAUUCAGAUACACAAAUGAAUAUUUUCUUUGAUGGGCUUAAUCCUACAUCUAAGAGCCAUGUGAAUGCAUCAGCUGGAGGAUCAUUAUCAAAUAAAUCUGCAAGAGAGGCAUUUGAACUGUUUGAUAUGAUGGCUACAGAAUCUCAGCAAUGGGCAGCAGAACAUUCACAGAAAAGGGGCAUUUUUGAGUUAUCAGUAGGUUCUCCCAACAUGUCUGCACAAAUGGAAAAAAUGGAUAAGAAAAUUGAUGCAAAGUUUGAUAUGCUUCUACAACAUAUAGCAAGUUCUACACAGCAGCCACCUACAUCAACAGUUUGCACUAUAUGCAGUAUGGCUACACAUGACAUAAUGGGCUGCCCACAUAGAGACUCUUACCCAGAGCUUGUUGAACAACAUGUCAAUAUGAUGAACAGCUAUCAAAGGCCUAGGAAUGAUGCAUAUGCAACUCAUUACAAUCCUGGAUGGAGGGAUCACCCUAAUUUCAAAUGGGGUGACAAUCAGACUAAUGCCAAACCAUUCCAGCAUGCACAAAAACCUUUUGUUCCCUCCAAACCAUCUAUGGAAGAUCAACUUGCUAAACUGGCAGCAACAACUCAAUCAUUCAUCGAGGGCAACAAUCAAAGAUUUCAAAAUGUUGAAGCAUCUAUUAAAAGUUUGGAGCAACAAUUUGGACAACUAGCUACACAGAUUUCAGACAGAUAA